AUGGAGGUACCAGUAUAUGACUGGAACCCAGAAAUCCAGGGUCUCCUCCUCGGUUCUAUGCUCUAUGGCUCAUGUAUCACAAUAAUCCCAGGUGGAUAUUUCUCUGGAGUUCUUGGAGGAAAGAAAAUAGCUGGAUUAUCAUUGCUUGUCAUCUCAGUUCUCAGCCUCUUGAUACCAUUAGCAGCAGACUACGGACUGCCUUACUUGUUUCUCAUAAGAAUAGUGCAAGGCCUGGCUCAGGGGAUGAACUAUAGUGCUCUAACUGCAUUUUGGCCAAAGUGGGCUCCACCACUGGAACGUUCGCAACUAAGUACCAUUGGUUUAUCUGGUACAACAAUGGGAAAUUUCAUCGUGGUCAUUGUGGGUGGUUUCCUCUGUGAGUCCCCAGGUUGGCCAAGUAUCUUCUACAUAUUUGGAGGCAUUGGCUGCAUCUACUCUAUUUUCUGGUUUUCUCUGGUUUACGAUGAGCCCAUGAAACACCCAUUUAUAAGUGACAGUGAAAGAGAAUACAUUAUU
Vombatus ursinus (common wombat) is the source of this 516-nucleotide messenger RNA. RefSeq names its product probable small intestine urate exporter. NCBI's taxonomy places the organism in Eukaryota, Metazoa, Chordata, Mammalia, Diprotodontia, Vombatidae. Gene Ontology annotation, biological process: monoatomic anion transport; transmembrane transport. The transcript has 5 exons. The annotation marks the transcript as partial. Gene Ontology annotation, molecular function: transmembrane transporter activity. The record is from RefSeq and is a predicted model, not a curated record.